Molecule: messenger RNA, 315 nt
Organism: Angiostrongylus costaricensis
Lineage: Eukaryota; Metazoa; Nematoda; Chromadorea; Rhabditida; Metastrongylidae
Source: the annotation of a GenBank genome assembly
AUGUCUCAGCCUGGUAUUGAAGGUCUGGCCGUCGGUCUCAAUAAGGGUCACAAAGUGACCAAGAUACAGCGCAAACAGCGGCAAAGCCGUCGCAUUGGUGCUUGUAGCAAAAAGUCGAGGAUGGUCCGCGAGCUGGUCCGUGAGAUCACUGGGUUUGCUCCCUAUGAAAGACGCGUUUUGGAGUUGCUUCGCAUAUCCAAGGAUAAGAGGGCUCUCAAAUUCCUGAAGAAGCGUGUAGGCACCCACUUACGUGCUAAGAAGAAGCGUGAGGACCUUCAAGGUGUCAUUGUGGCUCAGCGCAAGCACCACAAGUAG